Naegleria lovaniensis is the source of this 1806-nucleotide messenger RNA. RefSeq lists its product as uncharacterized. Bases 1 to 1806 code for a protein of 601 amino acids. Lineage: Eukaryota; Heterolobosea; Eutetramitea; Acrasida; Naegleriidae. The transcript has 2 exons. The record is from RefSeq and is a predicted model, not a curated record.
AUGAGCAAUAACACCAACAAUAUUCUCGAUCAAUUUCCUCUCUCUCCCUUCUAUCAAGAUUCCCUCGCCUAUCCCUUUUCCGUCUUUCAAAAACUCUCUCAAAACCUCACCCUCAACCAAACCAUUCCGUACUCUCCCAUCUAUCUGGGAGGUAUCCUUACUUCUCGUGUUGAACUUCUCGACAAUACCUACAUCUCUCCCGUUUCAUGGACCUUGUUUGGAAUUUUUACGGUUUGGUUUUUUGUGUUAUUGGCGCUCGUGAUUUGGCGCCGAAAUUAUCAACCGGUUAAGGCGCGAGAUGUGUUUUUAAUGAUUGUGAGUUUGGUGGCCACGUUUUUUGUGAGUGUCAUGGUCACGUUUCGAUUCUCGUUUGGACGUUAUGACUUUCCGUGUUUUUUCUUUACCUUCUUGUUGAUUUUGGCAUAUCCUGGAUUGUUUUUGCCUUCCAUUUUGAGAUGUUGGAGAUUACUCUUCGUUUAUCUUCUCAGCAAACACAAACAAAAAUUCACAAGUAUUGUCGAACGAAGAGAUUCUGUUUUUAAGAAAUUAAUUCCACUCGCAACUGUUCCUAACCAUGAUUCCAACAAACAAGAAUCUUCAAAUAAUCCAGUCAUUGCUCAAUCGCCUUCUUUGGGACAAGUCGAUUCUGGAACUCCUCUCACUCCCAUGAGUGGUAGUGUCACAACUCCUGCUUCGAUCACUCCGCUCGGUCUUGGAAAUGAAACACCAACGUCAAAUGUCAUUGAGGAUGAUGACGAAGAUAAAAACACAACCAUUGCAAGUGAAAUGGACGGAAUCGACGAUGAUGACAUUAUCGAUUUGGACGAUGAAAAAGAAGCUGCUCAUUUCGAUAAAAAGAAGGUCAGACGAGUGUUGGACAUUUAUUCCAUUUUAGGAGGAAAGUUAGUCCUUUCUGGAAUUAUCAUUGGUGUCUAUGCCAUUCACUUGAUUGUGUUUUUAAUUUUAAUUUUAACCGAUUUGAAAUAUUACAAUACUCAUCCAUUUCUACAUGGUUGUCCAACAGGUGCCAGAGCUUAUGCAGUUUUUGCAUUGACUGCCUUUUAUGUCAUUAUUGCGUAUAUCAUGUUAUUCACAGUGACAUUUUUGGUGAAAGAAAAUUGGUUCAUUCGAAUUGAAGUGUUCAUUGUCAUGACGUUUUGGUUGGUCGAUGUGUUAAUUUUCUUAAUUUUUGGAGUGGUUGGAACGUAUUCGAGAUAUGCUGAACAUUCAUUCCCGGCAGGAUGGGUGAUUUUAUUUGCCAUUGUAUUCGAUAAUACGUGCUCGUGUUUGAUUCCAGUGAUUUUAUCAUUUUACACGUCGAGAUUUUCAUGGGCAGAUCCAACACAAACAGGUGCAGGAGGAGGAGACGAUUCACUUUCACACACAGAAAUUCGAGAAAUUUUGAGUGAUAAGAAGGCAAGACAAUUGUUUAAAAAGUUUGCCAUCGAGUCGUUUGUGCCUGAAGGAGUGUUGUUUUGGGAAGAUGCACUUGCAUUUAAGAGAAUUAAGGGUCGCGAGAAGAGGAAACGUUUUGCUCAAACCAUUGUAGAAAAGUAUGUGAAAUAUGGAGCCAAACUUGAACUCAAUUUACCGAAUCGAUCGGCUUGGGAGAAUGAAAUUUUGCAUCUCCUUGAAGGAAAGAGUGUACCUAAUAAUGUCUUCUUGAAAUUGGAAGCUCAUGUGGAACGAGACAUGCUCGAUAUUUUUGUAAGAUACAAGAGAACACAAGAAUAUAAGAAAUCCAAGAAUGAAAUUGAAAACAAGAAGAAGGAAGCAGAAGCUCAAAAGCAAAUGGGUAUGAGAUAG